UUCAGCGUUGGUAGCGCAAUCAGCGAAACGUACAAUCGAAUCAAAGGAUAUCGCCUGCUCAGAAUCGUCUGCAGAGCAAGAGAUGGUCGUCUGCUGAAAAACUUCGUGCCAAAUUUCCCAUCGGUUUUUGCAGAGACUGUUCUAUUGAAAGGAUUUUUCUUUCUUUGAUCAAGAGAGACGAAAAUUGACUCCUGCCAUGUCGGUUGAUUCGACUCCUCAUUCUUCUCCAAGGAGUAGCACUUCAGAUGCCAUGCAGCAGUUAGAACUCGAGGACCACUACGAUGUGAUCAAGGACCUUGGAUGCGGCACCUACGGGAAGGUGGUGCUUGCCGUGUGCCGCGAAACGGGCACGAGCGUUGCGCUAAAGCUUCUCCCAAAGUCGAACACCAAGCCAAAGGACUUUAACCGUGAGUUUUAUUAUAGCUAUUAUCUAUCACCACACAGAGCAAUCGUUGACACUUUCGAUGUCUCAUUUGAGACCGCCGAGAAUUAUGUCUUUGCUCAGGAGUACGCUCCUUUGGGAGAUCUGUUCGAAUCCAUCACGCCCCAGAUCGGACUUUCAGAAGUUGUCACCAAAAAUGUCAUCAGACAACUCAUGUCUGCGCUGGAGUUCAUGCACAGUAAAGAGUUAGUGCAUCGCGAUAUCAAACCAGAAAACAUUCUUGUGUUCGAUACGUACUGUUCGAGAAUAAAGCUAAUGGACUUCGGGAUGACCCGAAAGGUUGGCACAAUGGUGAAGAAAACCAGCGGAAGUAUUCCUUAUACGCCCCCAGAAAUCUGCGAAGCUGUCAAAAAUGAGAGUUACAGUGUUGAAACUACUCACGAUGUUUGGGGUGCUGCCGUGCUUAUGUUCUGUACGCUUACUGGAAACUUCCCCUGGGAAAAUGCUCACCGAAAAGACUCUUACUACGCCGAGUUCAGCCUUUGGCAGAAGCGAAAGACAUUGAAAAUUCCUUCGCAGUGGAAGCCGUUUACUCCCCGGCUGAUGCGAUUGUUUAGGAAAAUGCUUGAGCCAAAACCGGAGCGGAGAUGUUCGAUUCGUGAAAUUCAUAAGUACAUGGACGAUACUUGGCUUACCAGGACCAAAUCUCGGAGCAGUGACGAUGACAUGUAUCAGCCUAUGUCCCCUCGGCCGCAGGGCGACGACCGCAGCACGGAGGAGCUAUCGGAUAUGUUAGAAAACUGUGGGAUUGAAACGAAGGUUACGCGGCGAUUUCGUGAGAAACGGAUCCACGAAUGGUUGCUCUCAACAUAAACUUGAUGAUGGAGACACUUCAAGAAACAAUUGCCAAUCUCGCCAUUUUGUAUACGGACUGCUAAAGGUGAUUCCUGCUUUGUUGAUUGCCGUCAUUUUUAUAUCACUCUUCUUUUAACGAGCAUUUCGGUCGUGUCAUUCGAUGGUUUUGCAGACUGGUACACCCAGCUACAAAACGCUCCAUUGCAUUGACUCAACUAUGAUUUCAAUGCUGCAACCUUAGAAGCUGUUGGUUCAACUAUAGUUUCAAUGCUGCAAGCAGUUGGUUUAACUAUGGUUUCAAUGCUGCAACCUUAGAAGCAGUCGGUUUAACUAUGAUUUCAAUACUGCAACAUUAGAAGCAGUAUUAACUAUGAUUUCAUUGCUGCUACCUUAAAGUUCGUUUGAAUGAUUUCAUUAGAAUUAAAAGACUAGUCUUUAUGUAUUCUUGAUAUCAUUUCAUUCGCAUUUGCGAGGAAUACGGUAAAUAAAGUGUAUUGAUCUAAUCCAGAGGCACGUGAUGAACAUGUGUUUCUGAAAUCAAUCCUAGGGCAUAUAAGGUCAUGUAAUUACAUUCAUACAAUGCAACCAAUUUGUUGAAUCCAUAGAUUGGACAGCUGUUGAAUUGAAACUGAACAAGAACGAGGUCUGUUCAGUAGUUCAGUCGCUUUCAUCAACUGUUUGCAAUCUUUUUAAGGGAACAUUAGUACAUCAGGGUGAAAGCUAAGCCUUAACAGAUGUUUCGUCUAAACGUUAAAGGUUCAAGGGUCAUUGAACUUAAUUCUGUUUCUCCGGGGCAGUAAUUGAAAUCAGGGUGUUCUGGUUGGCUUAUAUGACAUGGAGUCUUUAAAACUCACUUUUUGCAAAUUUGUAAAUGGGUUAAAAAGUACUGCAACAAGUUUUUUGGUAACUGCAUUAGUGAGUGUACCGUAUUCCUCUGCUAGUGUUAACCUUUCCACUUAUGACAGCUCUAGCAGGCAUGUUCAGGGAUUACGUUACAGACGUAAAUGUCAAAAUUUGAUUUGGAGCUUUGCGGAUAUAAUGUAUCGAGCCAACGUUACUAAUGCACAGCGUAGGUGGAGAAUCGAAACUGUAGUCUAAAGUUGUUUUUAAUUCAGUUUGCGAAAGCAAAAAAAUCAGAUAUACAACAGUGUAUACAAAAAUUCAACAACCUUGUACUCGCAUCAUCAAAAGUCGAGGGUAAGCAAUAUGUCGUGUGAAGAUCAAAAACAAUUUCAUUUCUAAAGCAUGUUUGCAAAAGAAUUAAUUGAUAUCCCAUUGGCUACCGAAAAAAGUGAAGUUUUAGUGAAGUUACAAGAUGAGAAGCCGGUGAUCAUGUUAUAACUUGUCUCUUUAUGAGUCAUGACUACGACCUCUUUCGCCAGAAUAUUAAUUUGAGGCAUAAAAUCGCUGAAAUGUUGUAUUAGAGGAAUCACCACCUACUGAAUGAUAUAUCAUUAAUAUAUAUUUCUCAUCAUGCCCUGUUUAUACGAACUAAGAAAUUUAGAUAUAGGUACAGAUAAUUUGUAUUCAUUCAUUUAUAAGACAUAUAAUCAUUUGUACAUGUAACAGGUAAUUAAUGAUACGCAGGUAUCAUACAUGAAGAACUAUGAAAAUGUAAGCUUAGUUUAAGGUUAGCAUGCGGUUGAAGCAGCAGCUUACAAUGUAGUAAUGCUGUAAGAAACCACUAGAGAAGGGUUAUAGGCAGGAGCUAGGUGGUCAAAUUGAUGGUCUUUAGUUGACCAUCACACACAAGGAAACGGGAUCGUGUCUGAUUCAGCCAUGGAUAUAUCCUCCUACAAGCGCGCAUAGUUCGGUACUGUGAGAUAGGAGACCCCUAUCUGUGACUUUAUGUAACUUAAUCUGACCUAACUGGCUCCUGCUUAUAGUGUCCCAGAGUGAGACUAAUUAUUCUAUCAAACAUUACCCUAUGUUUUUAGCUCACUGCUAAUUCGAACAUUAUCUCGAACCACACUAAAGAGACGUCGUACAGCUGACCCUAUCACUGUAAACAUCCCGUUUGGAGCGUGACAACAGCAGAUAUGUCCAUUCAGUGAAUUGGUAAAUGGCGGCAGACAAUGAAAUAUUGAUGUUGAUUAAUGUACACCAUGUUAUAUGAAUAAUAACCUUGACCCUUAGCUACCGCAAUGCAAUGUAAAUUAAAAUUGAUCACAUCACAGAUAUAUGUAUAGCCAAUUGAAAGGUUUCUGCGAUUUUGAGCGAAGAAAAGCUAAUUUGACUGAAAGUUUCCUGAAAAGACACCAUAUGAUUGUCCAUAUCUUUUGUGAUGCAGUAUGUAGUACUUCUGAUUGGACCGUGCAACCGGAAGUCACCCUAUUCCGCUUCCGGAGUUCUUGUAUCUAACACGAAUCAGAUUUGUUGGGCCUGGCUUUGAAAAUGGCAGAGAUCAGUUUGGUUGUCUACCUCACGUGACGGUGCCGUCGAGUCUACACAGUCGUGACUUGCCUGAACAAAUGAAUGAUUAGUUUUUCUGUGCUUGAUUGCCGUUAGUGAUGUUUUGUUGGUGACAUAAUGGAUCCCUUCCUGGUAGUGAUAAUGAACCACACGAGAAUAGAUCAUUGCCGGUCAAUGACACUUGGAUAUUGUCACACAACAGAUUAAUUAUACAUUGUGGAAGGCUAUAGGGGUUUUGCAUCCACAUUUCGCCAGCUCAAGAAAAUGUUUCCGGUAUCUAAAUAACGUAGUGUUAAAACACACGGUGCACGAAUCCAUGCCACAUUUAUUACAUAACAUGCAUCGGUAACUGAUGGCACUAAGAACAAGACACUGUUGAUUUCUCGAAUAAAAUAUGGUUAUUGUCUGCAAUAUCAUCUGGUAUGUCUUUAAGGUCAGGUUCGAUCGUUCGAAAUUAGAAAUUAAAACUUGAAUUUGAGGUUUCCACCUACGCAAAAAUGUACUCUGAACAAUUACACAAUGAUGCAUUUCUUAUUACCAGCGAGCCAUACGCAAGCCAUGUACACGAACGCAUCUGACCUUUAACACUCAGUUUUGGACAGAAUCGAGGUAUUUUAUGAACCGUGGGCCUUGCCAUAUUCUCCAGGUUCGACAAUAUUCUCAACACAAUACCUUGAUAUUGGAAAUUAGAUAUUGAUUUGGCGUACUCGGGUAAGCUCUAGUAAACCGAGUACAAACACACGUAAUUAAGCGAUUUCUUAGGCACAGCUCGUAUGCGUUUCCAUGGAGACGUAUACAAGCGUCUACGUCAUCAACUCAUCUGACAGUGUGUAAUAAGCAAACGUGAGAGGUAUUUCGUCCAGACAUGCGAAUUAUUGGCUUGGAAUGCUCGCUGGAUUUUAUCAGAUUGUAGACAUUUUUAUAUCGCGAGCUUGGAAUAGUGGGGAGGGUAUUUGUAUUGCAGAUUGCUGUCGAUAGAUACUACAUAUAGGCAAAGAACUCUGGUGAGUUGGUAGAGUCAAUGCUUAUGACGAUGUUGUCGGUGAAAACCGUUUAAAAGAUCGUACAGAAACGAUUGUCUGGCUGGGGACGGGGACCUUGUAGGGUGAAAUCAGAGAAGACGCACGGUGAAGAUUGGCUGGUACUGUUCCUGCAAGCCGAGGUUUAAAACACUGGUUGGACUCGGUUAAGCACGUGUGCCAUACUUAAAAAGGCGAUCCUGCUGAUGUUUGUCUGCAGGUGGCUGCCUGCUACUAAUAAGCGAUGUGCAGUACCAAUUGAACCGCUGGAAAUCUUGGUUGCAAAGCCCCUGGCAAAGCCACUGAUAGAGAAGACUUAAAAAAUGCCUUCAUUCUCUUGGAAUAAGCUUGACAAUGUAAGAUGCCACCUUUUUCAUGUUGUAUAUAUGGCCUUUAAAAUUACAAUGGAUGGUUAAAAAAGAUGAUUUUCCCCGUUUCUAAUGUCACCUUAACCACUUGAAUACAUUACUUAAUUACUCAUCGGAAAUAACAUUUCUUAAUCUAUUUUUUUCUGAGACUCGUACUUUGGCGUUGCUCAAUGAUGGGGAGCUUAAUUUCCAGGCUGUUCUACCAGAGAAAAGCCGUAUUCACUUGGUGAAAAAGAAAAUGUACUGCCACUGCGCAGGUGAAUGGUGAAGAACUGUUCCGUACAUGAUAGUAUAUAGCUGGUAUUUGCCAAAGGUCACCUAAAAGAACUACCUGAGAUCGCUAAAACCUAGAUCUGCCUUGGCGGGGAAUUUAUUCCUCAACACAAGUUUAAUAAACAUCGCAUGUGAUCGUUAGUUUCCACUGCUUUUUGAGCUAAAAAUAUCCAACUGGAAUCUAUUCAUAGAUUCGAACCUGUCGGCAGUUUACCAUCUGAAUGAUGUCUUCAGUGAAAAAAUAGGAUUUCAUGGUGAUUUUUCUAUAGAGUGUUUAGUUUUUACCGUCAGUUCUAUGUAAACAAAAUGGUAACUGUGGUGAAACCUAGUGACUCGAUUUAUUCACCUUCUAAGUCGUUAAACUUCCACGAGAAUUUGUACUCGGGUGUUUGUACUGUAUAUAAGGGUUGACAAUUUGGUAAAUAACCACCAAUAGGUUUUAUAUGUAUUUAGAGGUGAUUAUAGCACCCAUCAUUUUAUAUCAUAUAUAAACUUAUGAAAGUGCUUUGUGAUAUUAACUUGUACAUUAAUCAGUAAUUAACUGACAAUUCAUUGAGGAAAAUAAAACAGUAUUUUCGU
Lineus longissimus is the source of this 5888-nucleotide messenger RNA. Its product is annotated as serine/threonine-protein kinase SBK1-like. Gene Ontology annotation, biological process: peptidyl-serine phosphorylation; peptidyl-threonine phosphorylation. The coding region runs from base 197 to 1255 and encodes 352 amino acids. The record is from RefSeq and is a predicted model, not a curated record. Gene Ontology annotation, molecular function: ATP binding; protein serine/threonine kinase activity. Lineage: Eukaryota; Metazoa; Nemertea; Pilidiophora; Heteronemertea; Lineidae. The transcript has a single exon.